AUGGCCUGGUCAAAUUCGUUCAUUCUUUUGCUUGCUGCUUCAGGCAUUGCUGGCGUUCAAGCUGGACCUUGUAAGCCUCGUCGCUCGCCGACUUAUUCUGUACCACCUUACAGUGUACCUACAUAUCCUGUUACCCAGUCUUCUACCAUCAAGACUGGAACUCUCGUUCCUUCGACUACCGCUGGUAGUUCUACUAGUUCAUAUGGUCCAACUUUGGACUCGAGCACUACGUCUUCCACUCAUUCCAAGAUCUCUACUACUGAGUCUACUAUCUCUAUCAGUACUGAAAAGUCUUCAACUACCUCUCAUGAAUCCUCCAUGAGCACCACAACUACGCCAUGUAGCACUUCUUCCAUGUCUUCUGUAUACUCUGUCACUACCACAACCAACAGCCACAUCACAACAUCCGAAAUCAGCACAGAAACAUCCGAGGACACUUCAAGCACCACUAAGGAAACCUCUACCACAACAGAGGGCAACACUUCCACUCUUUCAGCGACUACUAGUGCUGUCAGCACAACCCAUCAGACUUAUUCACUCUCUACAACUUCUGUGGCUUCGUCCACAUCACACACAGAAACCAAGACAUCUGAGACUACAAGCACGACCCCCGCUUCAUACACUACAGGAUCUGAAUGUGAAUCAACAACGCAGUCGAUUACUUCUGACUCUCACAGCAGCUCAGCUUCUUCAAGCACUACCUCCGAGACAUCUAAAGCAUCCUUAGCUACAAGUGAGGUUUUUUCCACUACAGAGAACUCAUCUACAUACGAGACAACAGAACCUUCGGGAACUGCUUCUCCUUACUCAACUUCUGAUAUGUCAAUGUCAUCUGAAAGCUCUACAGCCUCUACUAGCGAGACAACAGCCUCAGAGUCUUCAGUUACCUCAGAGACAUCAACUUCUUCGGUGCCUUGCACGUCCUCUGCGAUAACAUCUGAAGCCUCCUCCACUACCACUCCAUGCGAGAGCUCUUCUUCUACUGUCUCCGGCACAACAUCUCAUCCCGAGUCUUCUAGCAUUGCAACACCCUGUGAAAGUACCACCACGUCUGAUUUAUCUACCACAUCUCAUGAGUCAUCAACGUCUCCGACUUCCACUCCAUGCACCACCUCAUCCCCUACAACAUUCUCAAGCACUACAUCCACCAAGUGCUCGACAACCACAUCUCCUCCUCCACGUCCAACUUGCUUCCGCUACACUAUUCGCAAGGAUCCGCCUCAGGCUGCUGACUGCGGCCACACCGGUCAUCGCAAUGGCAACAAGGCAAAGGUCCUUGGGUACGGCGACUCAGAUAGUGUGGAGGCGUGUGGAGAGAGCUGUGCCAAGUUGGAUGGCUGUAAAUCUGUCGUUUACGGUUACAGAGAGCAUGACUUGAACCAGCCUUUCUGUGAAUUUUUGGAUGCCAUGCAGGGGCGCGAUGACGAGGAUGAUACCCCUUGGCAGUGGUAUGACUUGUCUUGUUUCAACCCGGACUGUCUCUCACCGAAUGAGUGUGGGUAUUAG
Messenger RNA from Fusarium subglutinans, 1506 nucleotides. RefSeq names its product extracellular alpha-1 4-glucan glucosidase. The coding region runs from base 1 to 1506 and encodes 501 amino acids. The record is from RefSeq and is a predicted model, not a curated record. The transcript has a single exon. NCBI's taxonomy places the organism in Eukaryota, Fungi, Ascomycota, Sordariomycetes, Hypocreales, Nectriaceae.